Molecule: messenger RNA, 4845 nt
Organism: Chlamydomonas reinhardtii
Lineage: Eukaryota; Viridiplantae; Chlorophyta; Chlorophyceae; Chlamydomonadales; Chlamydomonadaceae
Exons: 16
Coding region: 381-3560 (1059 amino acids)
Biological process (GO): regulation of DNA-templated transcription
Cellular component (GO): nucleus
Molecular function (GO): RNA polymerase II transcription regulatory region sequence-specific DNA binding; zinc ion binding; DNA-binding transcription factor activity, RNA polymerase II-specific
Source: RefSeq, a predicted model, not a curated record
GGAUGCACUGCGCGGCAAUAUGAGGAUCUUCGACGUGGCAAAGGGCUAUUUCGUUGCCAUCACCUCUCUCUUCGCUGGCGCAACCGUGGUGCACUAUAUCCUGAAGCCUGACCUGACGCUCCCUGUCCAAGAGUACCUGUCAGACGCGCCUGCAGCUCCAGCCCCUGCUGACACGCCAGCGCCAGCGGCGCCCAGUAAGGCCUAGGGCGGUUGCAAGGACAGAGCUCUACAGUACAGCUAUCCUGCCCACCCGCAUCGGCGCGCUCGUACUACCCUGCCGCCGUCGCUUACGGCUCGUCACCAGAUAAAGUCAACAAGCAGCCGCAGAAGCAGCGACUGUAGCGGAACCACCAGCAUCCUUAACAGCAGCAGUAGCCAACAUGCCCCGCGUGGCAGGUGGCAACGGGCCAAUGCGGCGGCCGGCGGCCCCACCCGGCGUCGCCGGCGGCGGCGGCCCCGGAGGCGUGCAGGUGUUUUCCAACCACAGCAGUGACGACGAGGGAGGCAUGGGAGUCAGUGGAGGAGCAGGCGCAGGUGGAGGAGGAGGAGGAGGAGGAGGAGGAGGAGGAGGAGGAGGCUGGGAGCGAGGCAUGGGCAAGCCGCCGGGGGGCGGAGGAGGCGGAGGAGGCGACACGCGUGCGUGGCAGGGCGGCGGCGGCGGCAGUGGCGGUGGCAGUGGAGGCGGGCAGUCGGAGCAGGCCGCCGCGGCGCUGUUUGAGCGCUACCUGGCGGCGGGCGGCAUGCAGGGAGAUGACCUGGGCAAAGACCAGGUGUUUGAGCAGGGCCUGAGCCGCGUGCGCGCCUGCCUGUCCAACGUGGACAGCUCCUGCUGCCUCAUCUGCCUCAACCACAUCGCGCCCACCGAGGCGGUGUGGCACUGCGGCCGCGGCUGCCACACAGUGCUGCACCUGGUGUGCAUACAGGAGUGGGCGCGUAGUCAGGUGGACGCGGCCAAGGCCAAGGCGGCGGCGCGGCUGAGUCAGUUCCCCGCCGCCGGCGACGCCGCCGCCGCCGCGGCCGAGUGGGGCUGCCCCAAGUGCCGCGUUACCUACCCCGCGGCCGGCAUACCCAGCACCUACACAUGCUUUUGCGGCAAAGCCACCAACCCCGAGUUCGACCCAUGGGUGGCCCCGCACUCGUGCGGCGAGGUGUGCGGCCGGCCCCUGCCCGGCGGCUGCGGCCACACCUGCCUGCUGCUGUGCCACCCCGGGCCCUGCCCGCCCUGCCCGCUGGUGGUGGACGCGGGCUGCUACUGCGGCGCUCGGCGGCUGAAGCGGCGGUGCGGGCACCACGAGUUCAGCUGCGAGGGUGUGUGCGGAGCCAAGCUGGAGUGCGGGCACAGGUGUCCGGACAUCUGCCACCCAGACGACUGCGCCCCCUGCGCCGUGCCCGGCGACUUCCGCUGCCGCUGCGGCGCCGAGGCCCGGCGGCGCGGCUGCGGCGAGCGCGAUUGGCAGUGCGGCCGCGUGUGCGGCAAGGCGCUGGGCUGCGGCAGCCACGUGUGUGAGCGGGUGUGCCACGCCGGCCCCUGCGGCGAGUGCCCCUUCGCGGGCGUGCGCACCUGCCCCUGCGGAAAGGUGGAGCACGUGGGCAUGGGCUGCACGGACAAGGUGCCCAGCUGCGGUGCCACGUGCGGCAAGCUGCUGCCCUGCGGCGUGCACACCUGCGCCGACCGCUGCCACCAGGGCGAGUGCAGCGCGCAGUGCCGUGGGCCCGCCGUGAAGAGCUGCCGCUGCGGCAAGAGCCAGAAGGAGGUGCUGUGCUUCCAGGAGUUCACGUGCGAGCGGCGCUGCAACGACAUGCGCGCGUGCGGCCGCCACCCCUGCAAGCGCCGCUGCUGCGACGGCAACUGCCCGCCGUGCGAGGAGGUGUGCGGCCGCUGGCUCAAGUGCCGCAACCACCGCUGCCCCGCGCCCUGCCACAGCGGGCCCUGCAGGCCCUGCCCGCUGAGCAGCACCGUGACGUGUGCCUGCGGCCGCGCCUCCUGCACCCUGCCCUGCGGCGCCGAGGACAAGGCCGAGCCGCCGCACUGCGCCGCGCCCUGCGCCGUGCCGCGCCUGUGCCGGCACGCGCCCUCGCUGCCGCGCCACCGCUGCCACUUCGGGCCCUGCCCGCCCUGCCCGCAGCCCUGCGCCACGCCGCUGGAAUGCGGCCACGCCUGCUCCGUGCCCGGGUGCCACGACCCGCCGCCGCCGCCCGUGCCUGACUUCGUGAAGCCGGCGGCGCCGAAGGCGCCGUCAGUGGCGGCGGCGGCGGCGGCGGCGGCGGCCGCCGCCGCUGGCAGCGACGGAGCCGUCAGUGCGGGUAACAGUAAGAAGAAACUGAAUGCGGCGGCGGCAGUGGAGGUGGCGGCGGCGGCGGCGGUGGCGGCGCCGGCCAGCCUGGCGGCGCAGAUGCUGGCGGCGGCGGCGGCGUCCGGGCAGAUGCCCAGCACCUGCCCGCCCUGCUCCGUGCGGCAGCAGGUGGCCUGCGUGGGCGGCCACACCAGGCUCGACCUGCCCUGCGCCUCCGCGCGCCCCUUCGCCUGCGGCGCCGCCUGCGGCCGCCCGCUCAGCUGCGGCAACCACUCCUGCGCGCUGCCCUGCCACGCCGUCGCAUACGACCCAAUCACCAUCGCGCGCGCCGCCGCCGCCGCCGCGGCCGGCGGCGCCGCCGCCGCCGACCCCUCGCUCCCGCGCCCCUGCCGCCAGUGCGAGUCGCGCUGCGACCGGCCGCGUCCCGCCGGCUGCGCGCACGCCUGCCCGUUGGCGUGCCACCGCGGCCCCUGCCCGCGCUGCGAGGCUCCGAUACGGCACGGCUGCAUGUGCGGCAAAUCCACGCUGGCGGUGGCCUGCGCGGAGCUGGGCGCGGCGGCGGCGGCGGUGGCGGCCGGCGGCUCGGCGGCGGCGCUGUCGUGCGGCAAGCCAUGCCACAGGCAGCUGCCCUACUGCCCGCACCCUUGCAAGGCGCUGUGCCACGCCGGCGCCUGCCCCGACCCCUCCGCCUGCGCCGCCGAGGUGUCGGUGCGCUGCGCCUGCCCCGCCAAGCGCCGCGCCAAGUGGCGGUGCAGCGAGGUGCAGGCGGCGCUGGUGGCGUCGGGCCGCCCGCGCGUGUACGACGACUCGGCCCACGCGCCCCGCCUGCUGCCCUGCGACGCCGAAUGCGAGAAGGCCCGCGCCAAGGGCGCGGUGGCGGGCGGCACCGCCACCACUGGCAAGGCUGGCGCUAAGGGUAGCACCGGAGCCUUGACCACAUCUGCAAGCGUCGACUCGGUCGGCGAAGAGGCUGUGGCGGCGGCGGCGGCGGCGGGCACCACGGCGGCCGCGGCAGCGGCUGCUGCUGGUGCCGGCGCCGCCGCCGGGGACAAGAAGCAGGGCAAGCUGACGCGUGCGGAGCGCGAAGCGCUGGCGGCGAAGAAGGAGGCGGACCGGAAGCGGCAGGAGUGGCGGCACGCGCUCAUCCGGGGUGUGGUGCUUGGGCUGCUGGUGCUGCUGGCGGCGGCGCUGGCACUGGGCAUGCGGUCGCUGCUGCUGGCGCUGGAUGCGCGGGCGAGGGCGGCGUGGGCGCCGUCCAAGGUGUAGGGAGGGAGGGGGAGGGGGAGGCGAGGCGGAUUUGGUGGAAGAGGUGGGGACUGGGGAGGGGUGUGGUGGUGUGUGUGCGGUGUCAGUGAGCUGGUGGCAAGGGAGGGUGGAGGGAGCGCGACAGGCGCUGGUGGUGCGGGUGGAGUGGUGCUGAACCUGGUGUGUUUGGAGGGGGGUGAUGAGACAGCUGCAGGGUGGUGACAGGAGACACAGCGACCAGGCACGGUGUUGCAGGAUGAGUGCCGCUCUUAGUAGUACCGUACAGGCGAUCCCUUCCCGGGUUUUUUUAUGUGUCGUUCCAUCACACCUGGCGAGCAGCUAGCCUCACGUCGCUUGUGAGACGUGAUCGCACAGCAGGUAUCGAAAGCUGAUGGCCGGGCUGCAUGCAGGUUUGGCGGCAGAGCAUUGCGGAACGUGCAUCAGCGAAGUUUGGUGGCAGAGCGAAAUGGCACCGGGGGUCUGGGCCAGGGCCCACAGCAAAUAUGAGGUCGUACUGUGGGGAGAGGUUGUGGGCUUAACGGCAGUGCGUUGUUGAUAAACCUCAAUCCCGGUCGGACCUCGUCCAGAGGAGGAAAAUGGCAAGUAUAAGUGCAGACCCGAGAGGAGGUAUGGCUCGGGGUGUUGUUCUCGAUGCGCGCUGGAUGCUGGGAGUGUGUCAGUGUUUGCCAGUGCGUCCUCGAUCCGGCUGGUCGAAAAGUUGACGCGUGCGGAGCGCGAAGCGCUGGUGGUGAAGAAGGAGGCGGACCGGAAGCGGCAGGAGUGGCGGCACGCGCUCAUCCGACAUCCGGGGUGUGGUGCUUGGGCUGCUGGUGCUGCUGGCGGCGGGGCUGGCACUGGGCAUGCGGUCGCUGCUGCUGGCGCUGGAUGCGCGGGCGAGGGCGGCGUGGGCGCCGUCCAAGGUGUAGGGAGGGAGGGGGAGGAGGAGGCGGAUUUAAUGGAAGAGGUGGGGACUGGGGAGGGGUGCGGUGGUGUGCGUGCGGUGUCAGUGAGCUGGUGGGAAGGGAGGGUGGAGGAAGCGCGAAAGGCACUCGCUGGUGGUGCGGGUGGAGUGGUGCUCUACUAGGCGUGUGGAGAGGGGGGGGGGACGGCUGCAGGGUGGUGAGUGGUGACAGGGGACACAAGAAGGAGGCGAACGGGCACGGUGUUGCAGGGUGAGUGACGAGUGUUGCGGAACUAGUGCGUACGUAGACCAGAGCGGAAGGCGGAGUGGGCUUGCAGGCGGCACGAGAGUAGGCAGUCAGUAGCGCAAGUUGCGAAUUCACAUGUUACCUCGUAACCGACGGUA